Messenger RNA from Humulus lupulus (European hop), 873 nucleotides. RefSeq lists its product as uncharacterized. The transcript is spliced from 4 exons. The record is from RefSeq and is a predicted model, not a curated record. Lineage: Eukaryota; Viridiplantae; Streptophyta; Magnoliopsida; Rosales; Cannabaceae. Gene Ontology annotation, biological process: telomere maintenance; DNA repair. Gene Ontology annotation, molecular function: DNA helicase activity. Bases 1 to 873 code for a protein of 290 amino acids.
AUGGAAAUAAAUGAAGAAUCAACAAUUAUUGUUGCUGAAGAAGAUAUAUUAGCUGCCACACAUUCAAAUGAAGAACAAAAAUACGCAUAUAAUUUAAUUUUAUCUAAAGUAUUUACAAAUGAAUCAACAAUAUAUUUUAUUGAUGGACUAGGAGGAACAUGUAAGACAUAUUCAUAUCUUGCUAUACUUGCUAAUGUUAGGUCUAAAAAUAUAAUAGCAUUGGCAACAACUUCUUCUGGAGUUGCUGCAGUAAUAUUGCCUGGUGGACGAACUGCUUAUUCAAGAUUUAAAUUUCCUCUUCAAAUAGACAACAACAUUUCAUGCAAUAUUAGCAAACAAUCAGGUUUAGCUAAAUUAUUGCAAAUAACAAGACUUAUAAUAUGGGAUAAAGCUCCAAUGAUAAGUAAAUAUGUAAUAGAAGCUUUAGAUGUCACAUUAAAAGAUAUAAAUGAUUGCAAUUUACCUUUCGGGGGUAAAAUGAUAGUACUUGGUGGAGAUUUUCGUCAAGUUCUUCCUAUUAUUCCAGAAGGAACAAAAGAAGAAAUAAUAAAUGCAAGUGUUGAUGCAAAUCAACCUUUCAUUUGUAAUAUUUGCUUGAAAAAAGAAUGUCUACUUGAACUAAGGGCUCGAAUUAUGGUUGAACUUCGUGAUCAAACAGAAACUUUAGAAGCCAUUAUGUUUGGUAAAAAUGCUGAAAUCUUCUUGUCCUGUUCUGCAAACACUACUAAAUCAGAUGUGCAGUAUAUUGUGACUACAUUCCUACCAAUAUCAACAGAGGAAACAAAAUCAGUUAGUCAAGUAGAAAUCAAAACAACUGAUAAAGAAGAAGCAAAAUCAACUCACUGUUCAACUGCUAAAGAAAGUUCUUUUUAA